This is a messenger RNA of Aspergillus fischeri NRRL 181, 435 nucleotides long. RefSeq names its product tryptophan--tRNA ligase MSW1. Lineage: Eukaryota; Fungi; Ascomycota; Eurotiomycetes; Eurotiales; Aspergillaceae. The coding region runs from base 1 to 435 and encodes 144 amino acids. Gene Ontology annotation, cellular component: mitochondrial matrix; mitochondrion. The transcript has 2 exons. The record is from RefSeq and is a predicted model, not a curated record. Gene Ontology annotation, molecular function: tryptophan-tRNA ligase activity; ATP binding. Gene Ontology annotation, biological process: mitochondrial tryptophanyl-tRNA aminoacylation.
AUGUCCAAGUCCCAUGCCGACAGACGCUCAAGGAUCCUUCUUACGGAUUCGCCCGCAGAAAUCUCCAAGAAGAUCAAUGCUGCGCUCACAGACUCGGAAUUGACCAUAACAUAUGACCCAGUGCAUCGACCUGGAGUGGCGAAUUUAAUUGAGAUCUUGAGUCACUUCGACGGACGAACUUGCGAUGAGAUAGCCAUGGAAUACCGUUCAGCCAGUCUUCGCGCUUUGAAGGAACAUCUGGCCAGAACGUUGUCCAAUCAUCUUGAAGGAAUUAGAGAGAAGUAUCUCUCACUUGUAGGAGAUCAGACUGACUACCUUGAUUCUAUAGCAGAACAGGGUUCUGAAGCCGCGCGGGCCAACGCUGAAUUGACAAUGGAGCAAGUCAAAGUCGCCAUGGGAAAUGCGAUAUAUGCUUUAGAGAACAUCCUGGCCUAG